AUGGAUCUGGUAGCGACAUUUGUGUUGCAAAUUAUACUGUGUUACCAGCAUUUUACAGUUGAAAGUCGAUCAUAUGGCACUUCAGGUACUUUGGUAAACUUCACAGAUCCUAAGGUUCAAGGACAUCUGGAUGCACUGGUCCGCAUGGCCCAAUCUUGCGUAAUCAAAGUAAGGGCCACUCCUAAAGAUGUAAGGGCAUACUUCACCAAUUCUUCACCGGUCUCCAGAUCUGGUCAAUGCUUUGCCGCAUGCAUGCUUGAACAGAGCGACGUUGUCAAUCACGGAAAGAUCAACAGAGAUCUUCUGGUACAUCUUGCAAGCCUCGUGAAUGGAAAGAACUCUCGAGUAGUUCGCAAACUGAACAGCAUCUCCCGCCUGUGCCUGGACAGCAUUGAAGGAAUGUCAGACAGGUGUCAACUUGCUUCCACGUACAACGAUUGCUUGAACGAAAACAUGAUAGAAUUCGCGUUUCCACUGGAUUUAGCAGAGGAAGCCGUGAGGAAAAUGCCGUUCCAUCUUAUACAGGCUAAUUUGCCUCAAGAAAUACGCUCGUUACAAUACUAACGACUCUUCAUUUAAUUUAAG
Messenger RNA from Achroia grisella, 585 nucleotides. RefSeq lists its product as uncharacterized. The transcript is spliced from 4 exons. The record is from RefSeq and is a predicted model, not a curated record. Gene Ontology annotation, molecular function: odorant binding. The coding region runs from base 1 to 564 and encodes 187 amino acids. Lineage: Eukaryota; Metazoa; Arthropoda; Insecta; Lepidoptera; Pyralidae.